Messenger RNA from Polistes canadensis, 3033 nucleotides. RefSeq names its product dual specificity protein phosphatase Mpk3 (gene Mkp3). NCBI's taxonomy places the organism in Eukaryota, Metazoa, Arthropoda, Insecta, Hymenoptera, Vespidae. Bases 1833 to 3014 code for a protein of 393 amino acids. Gene Ontology annotation, cellular component: cytosol; cytoplasm. The record is from RefSeq and is a predicted model, not a curated record. The transcript has 4 exons. Gene Ontology annotation, molecular function: protein tyrosine/threonine phosphatase activity; MAP kinase tyrosine/serine/threonine phosphatase activity. Gene Ontology annotation, biological process: negative regulation of MAPK cascade; protein dephosphorylation.
GCCGAGUGUAAUUUGCCCAUUCUCGGCGGAAGGACGCUCGAGGUAAGGUGUGGCCUUCGACGACUUGUGAUACAACAAAACGAGUUAAAACAAGAACGAAGACUUGAAGAAACUUAUAGUGAGUAAGUUCCUCUCUCCUCUUGAUCUCUUUCCAUCCAAACGAAACGAAAAAGAAACGGAAGUCAAAAAUAAGAAGAGAAGAGUGUCAAAAGGUAGAAAGAGACAGAGAGAGGUAGUGGGAGAAGGAGGGCAGAGAAGAAAAAGAGUGAACGAAGUGGAAGAGUUAAAAAGUGGGGGGGGUAGGAGAAAGGUGGAAAUUUAAUCGUACGCUAGCCGAGAAAGCAGUUACGAGUAGAAGACGAAACGACGCGAGCGAUGCUGGAAGGAUUCGUAAGGUGAAACGAAGAAGACGGGGACGAUCUCGAAUCGUCGAGAUACGUUAUCGAUAUCGAAUGAGUCGUUGAGCGCGCUGCUGCCGUUGACACGGGUCCAGCGUACGCUACGCAGCAUCCCCGUUGUUCUCUCUAUCUCUCUCUUUUUGUUUCUCUCUCAUUAUGUUACUCGUGAUCGUCACCGCCGUCAUCGGCAUCGUCAUCGUUUCGUGUCGUAGUUUGUAGAUCGUCGUUAAUUGUUUCUUCGUUAAUCGCUGUCUUUUUGGUGUUGUAUCGGCAUUCGUUCUAUCGUCAGUAUGAUGGUCCAUUCACGAAGUUAUCAUGUUUUACGUUGAUAAACGGAGAGAGAGAUAGAGUGAGCACAAAGAGGAAAAGAGAAGAAAAAGAAGAAGAGGAGGAGUAAAAGUAAGAGUAAGAGUAAGAGUAAGAGUAACAGUAAGAGUAAGAGUAAGAGUAAAGUAUAUAGGACGCUAACGAACGUAUGUUCGAAGAAAGGUGAAAACCAAAGAAUGGUUGAACGUAUGCGUCGGAGGAAACAAAAGGAUGAAACGUAUUUUAAAUGAUCUGUGCGACAAGAUAGGAUUUGACCCUUUUAGAAUAGUGAGAAAGAGGAGUUGGUUACUCGGCUGAUUGGGAAAUAUCUUGCGCGAGAAAGUUAUUAUCUCGGAACAUGCAUUUUUUGAACAAGCGUAAACAUUCCACAAGCGUGUCGUUAAUUGGACAUGUCUUAAUUUGCAAAAGGAUCAAUAAUCGCGACGACGAACCGACGGUAGAGGUGGAGAAGGUGGUGGAGGAGGAAUACAUACGACAUUAAUGUCGCAGGAAGUGAUGGGUAUGCAUGAGAGAUCACCGAACGAUGCGAUGUGAACGCGAUGUUGUAACGUCGUCGUCGUCGUCGUCGUGGGCGCUAAUGGAAUGUCUUUGGGAAAUACGUUCUACCAUAUAACUUAAAGUGCCAUUUCAUCAUAUCCAAUUAAUAUUUAAUAAUAAAUACACACAUUAUAUGUGGUCAUGUGCGUAACUUUGUUUUAUCGUUUAUAUAUGAAUGAACACAUGCAAUAAUUAAAUAAUUAUCUAAUAUUUACAUUCUUCGAUUAGUGUCAAAGAUAAAUAUAUUAAAUGAUACAUUCAAAACAUAUACAAACACAUUGGUUAUCAUCUGCAUAUAUUGGCAGUUAUUUGUAUAUAUAAAGAAUAUAAUAUAAGAAUACAUCUGCUUGUCUAUUAGUUAAAUAUUGGCAAUAUCGUUGAAGAGUUUUUAAUCCAUACACACAUUGUGCAUGACAAACUGUGAAAGAAGAAAGAAUUGAGAAAAAUAAAUGACCCUAUAUAAGGAUUUGAAGAAGGCAAAAGAAGAAAUGAUAAAAUGAAUUUUAAAUAUGAAUAUUUAUGGGAGUAAGGGAAUUCAUUUAUAGCUGUAAAUAAAUCAAGUCAAAAAGUAUGGCAGAUAAUCUCAUAGGGCCAGAUUGGCUCUUUAGAGAACUCAGAUCACAAGAUGGUACAAACAGGCUCCUUAUUUUAGAUUGUAGAGCUCAUUCAGAUUUUCUGGAAGCUCAUAUUAGAGGAUCUGUCUCUUUGGCUAUACCAAGUAUAAUGUUAAGACGAUUGGCUGCAGGUAAAGUAGAUUUGAUAUCAACGAUAAGGUGUUUAGACCUAAGAAACAGAGUAGAAGUUUUUCUGCAUGGAGAUAAGAAUAGCAGAGGAACAUUUGUGUUGAUUGGAGAUUCUACAGAUCCUGUAGGACACCAGGGUGAGACGAUUCAAGUUUUAAAUCGAAGACUUAGAAGCAAUGGUGGAAGCGUUGCUAUACUUGUUGGUGGUUUCAUAGCAUUUAGAGAUAAAUAUCCAGAAUGGUGUGAAUGUAGUCAAGCUAAUUUGGAAGGGUCACCUGGUCAAGACUCUAAUGAUGGGGAGUUGAUGGGUCUUAGAUCGCUUAGGAUAUCGUGUCCACCAAUAAGAGCAUUUUCUGAUUCAGAUAGCGAUAGUACAUGCGAUUCUGUUGGACCUGAAGAAGAUAAAGAUUUUCCUGUUCAAAUUUUACCUCAUUUGUACCUUGGAAAUGCAGCCAAUAGUGAAGAUGAAGAAGCUUUGGCACGACAUCAAAUACAAUACAUACUCAAUGUAACGCCAGAUUUACCAAAUGUAUUUGAAAGUGCUGGCUCUAUAAAAUACAUGCAGAUACCAAUAAGUGAUCAUUGGAGUCAAAACUUAGCCAGUUUUUUUCCACAAGCAAUUCAGUUUAUAGAGGAAGCACGGAGCUCAGACAAAGGAGUGCUGGUUCACUGUUUAGCUGGAGUAUCACGGUCUGUUACAAUUACUGUAGCUUAUUUGAUGCAUAAAUGCAGCCUCAGCCUAAAUGAUGCUUUCAAUCUAGUACGUAGUAGAAAAUCCAAUGUUGCCCCAAAUUUUCACUUUAUGGAACAACUGCUUAGUUUUGAAAGAGAAUUAAGAGAUAGAGAAGAUAGAAACAAAGGAAAUGAUCAAAGAUGUAUCGGGGCUUGCUUACCUGGUAGCACUUGUAAUUGUCCUGCACCGAGCUUUUUAAAUCCUGUUGAUUUGGGUCUUAGUCCAGAUUCAGGGAUAGAAUUUGAUAGAUGGGCAACUAGUACACCAGCUGAAUGAGACAGGCCUGGAGGGACCC